This is a messenger RNA of Verticillium nonalfalfae, 708 nucleotides long. RefSeq lists its product as uncharacterized. Lineage: Eukaryota; Fungi; Ascomycota; Sordariomycetes; Glomerellales; Plectosphaerellaceae. The transcript has 2 exons. The coding region runs from base 1 to 708 and encodes 235 amino acids. The record is from RefSeq and is a predicted model, not a curated record.
AUGGCACGCAAACCCGUACCGCAGCCGCUGACGCUGUCGGGUCACUCCGCCCUGCCCGAGGACGAGCACCACCCGCGCUCCGCUGAAACCCUCCAAGUCGUCUCUCUCCCGAGCGCAGAUUCCCACCGCUCGUCCCCCAGAACACCACGUUCCCCAUUCAGUAGAUUCUCGCCCAAGAAACCCGACUCGGCUUCUCUCAAUGCUUCCGCCUCCCACGCUCAUUCGCGCGCCCUCGAAGACUUUGACGACGACGACGACGAAGACCCCCAACACUACCCCCCGAUCACCUCUGCGCUGCAUCAGCCUGCCGAGACUCCCACUCGGCCAAAUCCUCGCCCUGCCCCUCGACACGAGCCCAACACCACGCAGCCAUCCCAGCCCCGCGAUCAGGGUCGCCCCUCCAAGAGCGGCUUCUUCUUCAAUUUGACAAAGUCGUCCAAAUCGACCCAGAAACAAUCCACUCAGCAGCAGGAGCCGCCACAACAACAACAACUACAGCAUCAGCACAGACGCUCCGAGUCGCGGGGCGAGAUCGCAUCGCGAGGCACUGACACCUCUGUCCCCAGCAGCAAGUCUGCGAAGCUUUCAGGUACGGGCAAUUGCACGCGCGCUGCAUGCGACAGGCACGGCGCGGGUCCCAUCUCCAGGCCACUUGCCCUGGCGUCUCGUUUCGCUCUUCACGAUGCCUUCUUUGCGCGCACCUGCUAA